Messenger RNA from Lathyrus sativus (Indian pea), 444 nucleotides. The record is from the annotation of a GenBank genome assembly. Lineage: Eukaryota; Viridiplantae; Streptophyta; Magnoliopsida; Fabales; Fabaceae.
AUGGCUGAAAAUCAAUCUCACUCUCAAUCUCCUAUACCAUGUCAUGAUCAUCAACAAGUAGCUGGUUUUGAUUGGAUGGUUCUUUUGGCAGCUAUUUUAUGUGCUUUUGUUUGUGCUCUUGGUCUUAAUACUAUGUUACAAUGUGUUUUUCAAUGUCUUGGUCGUGUACUUACCGAGCCUCUGCAAUGGAUUGCUUCUAGGAGGUUGAACUCCGGAAUCAAGAAAAAAGAUAUGGUAGCUUUGCCAACUUCAACAUAUAGUUCUCAUGACUCGGCUUCUCCUUCUUCAGCUUCUAGUUGUGUCAUUUGUUUAGGUGAAUUCUGUAAUGGAGACCAAAUAAGGUUCCUGCCAAAAUGCAAUCAUCAUUUCCAUGUGGUUUGUAUUGAUAAGUGGCUGCUGUCUCAUUCUUCUUGCCCUACUUGCAGGAAUCUCACUCGAGUCUAG